Messenger RNA from Perognathus longimembris pacificus (Pacific pocket mouse), 1424 nucleotides. It is a transcript of the gene Rce1, whose product is annotated as Ras converting CAAX endopeptidase 1. Gene Ontology annotation, molecular function: metalloendopeptidase activity. Gene Ontology annotation, cellular component: endoplasmic reticulum membrane. NCBI's taxonomy places the organism in Eukaryota, Metazoa, Chordata, Mammalia, Rodentia, Heteromyidae. Gene Ontology annotation, biological process: CAAX-box protein processing. The record is from RefSeq and is a predicted model, not a curated record. The transcript has 8 exons. The coding region runs from base 29 to 1018 and encodes 329 amino acids.
ACUGGUGCGCGCCGCGGGUCCGGGCGCGAUGGCGGCGCUGGGCGGGGAUGGGCUGCGCUUACUAUCGGUUUCGCGGCCGGAGCGGGCGCCCGAGUCGGCCGCGCUGAGCGGCCCGGGGCCCGGGCUGUGCUGCUGGGUGUCCGUGUUCUCCUGCCUCAGCCUCGCCUGCUCCUACGUGGGCAGCCUCUACGUUUGGAAGAGCGAGCUGCCCAGGGACCACCCCGCCGUCAUUAAGCGGCGCUUCACCAGUGUCCUGGUGGUCUCCAGUCUCUCACCCCUCUGCGUGCUGCUCUGGAGGGAACUCACCGGCAUCCAGCCAGGCACAUCCCUGCUCACCCUGAUGGGCUUCAGGCUGGAGGGCAUUUUUCCAGCAGCUCUGCUGCCCCUGCUUCUAACCAUGAUCCUUUUCCUGGGUCCACUGAUGCAGCUUUCUAUGGAUUGUCCCUGUGAUCUGACAGAUGGAUUGAAGGUUGUCCUGGCUCCUCGCUCCUGGGCUCGCUGCCUCACAGACAUGCGUUGGCUUCGAAACCAAGUGAUUGCACCCUUGACAGAGGAGCUAGUGUUCCGGGCCUGUAUGCUGCCCAUGUUAGCACCAUGCACAGGUCUGGGCCCUGCUGUGUUCACCUGCCCGCUCUUCUUUGGAGUCGCCCAUUUUCACCACAUUAUUGAGCAGCUGCGUUUCCGCCAGAGCAGUGUGGGAAGCAUUUUCCUGUCUGCAGCGUUCCAGUUCUCCUACACAGCUGUCUUCGGUGCCUACACUGCUUUCCUCUUCAUCCGAACAGGACAUCUGAUUGGCCCAGUCCUCUGUCACUCCUUCUGCAACUACAUGGGCUUCCCUGCGGUGUGGGCGGCGCUGGAGCACCCGCAGAGGCGGCCGCUGCUGGCAGGCUACGCCCUGGGCGUGGGACUCUUCCUGCUGCUGCUCCAGCCCCUCACGGACCCCAAGCUCUACGGCAGCCUCCCCCUUUGUGUGCUUUUGGAGCGGGCAGGGGACUCAGAGGCUCUUCUGUGCUCCUGACCCUCGCUCCUGUGUACACUCCGGUGAACUCUGACUCCCCAGCCCCUCCCCAUCAAGGGGCACCACAAGGGAGGAGCCGGCUGGUGUCCCCGAGAUCUCAGGAAUUUUUGUAGGGGAUUGAAGCCAGAGCUAGUUGAAUUCCAGGGACCAUGAAGAAGGAACAAAUAUUCAGAGGGUGCAGCCCCUCUCAUAAGUGAGUUGAGGAGCAGCCCAGGGUGAGAGGACGGGGAAAUCCCAGGAGCCGUUUACUCCCUCUCUCUGGACCACUCUGCCCCCCCUCUGCCUCUGAAGAGCUGCUUGGGGAGGGGGGUUAUUUAUAAAACCCCGCCUCCAAACUUCCCAGGGUUUUCUCAUUGUCUUUUUGCAUUGGGACUUUGUAUUGGGAUAUUAAAGAGAUUUAACUUGG